CCAAUGCAACACCGCAUAACCAAAUUACACAUACAACAUCUCUCAGAUUUGCUCUUGACAAAACACAACCCUAAAAAGAAAAAAACACAUCCAUGGCGAAAGUACCAGAGCAGGAGCACCCAAAACCUGCUUUUGGCUGGGCAGCUAGAGACUCUUCUGGUGUUCUUUCUCCCUUCAAAUUCUCAAGAAGGGAAACUGGAGAGAAAGACGUGAGAUUUAAGAUCUUAUAUUGUGGAAUAUGUCAUUCUGAUCUUCACAUGGUGAAGAACGAAUGGGGCACCUCUGUAUAUCCUAUUGUACCAGGGCAUGAGAUUGUGGGGCAGGUGACGGAGGUGGGAAGUAAAGUUGAAAAGUUCAAAGUUGGCGACAGAGUUGGAGUUGGGUGCGCGGUGGGAUCAUGCCGCUCCUGCGAAAGCUGUGCGGAAAAUCUGGAAAACUACUGUCCCAAAAUGAUUCUCACCUACUCUGCAACUUACUCCGACGGAACCAUCACCUACGGCGGCUACUCCGAUCACAUGGUCUGCGACGAGCACUUCGUGGUGCGCAUCCCGGACAAGCUUCCUCUCGACGGUGCCGCACCUCUCCUUUGCGCAGGAAUCACGGUGUAUAGCCCACUGAGGUUCUAUGGACUCGACAAGCCUGGCAUGCACGUGGGUGUGGUUGGGCUCGGUGGGUUAGGCCAUGUUGCUGUUAAAUUCGCCAAGGCUAUGGGGGUUAAGGUCACUGUCAUCAGUACUUCUCCCAACAAGAAGAAGGAAGCCAUUGAACGUCUUGGUGCUGACUCUUUUCUGGUCAGCCGUGACCAAGACCAGAUGCAGGUAACCUCUCAAUCUGUAUUAUUUAGUUAUAACUAAAAGUUCUUACGUGUAAUAUACACACAUCAAUCAUAAUAUAAGUUGGUA
This is a messenger RNA of Carica papaya (papaya), 902 nucleotides long. Lineage: Eukaryota; Viridiplantae; Streptophyta; Magnoliopsida; Brassicales; Caricaceae. The record is from RefSeq and is a predicted model, not a curated record.